This is a messenger RNA of Adineta steineri, 1278 nucleotides long. Lineage: Eukaryota; Metazoa; Rotifera; Eurotatoria; Adinetida; Adinetidae. The record is from the annotation of a GenBank genome assembly.
AUGAACCGUUUUAGUGAUAUUGAAUUAACAUUCAAAAGACUUCCACCAGUCUGUGGUUAUCGUAGUGAAAAGCUUGUUUCAAUCGAAGAAGCUUUAGAACCGAUAGAACCACAAAUUGGCGAACUAAAAUUUUAUAUAAUAACAGCCAAAAAACAUUGUCAUUAUUCAUCAGAACACGGAUUAACACGUGAUGAAUCAGCUGCUAUUUAUAUCUAUACAAUGGAAUGGGGUAAAACGAGUUUAUAUCGUCUUCUUAAUAAAGCAUUAAGAGAUGACAAUAGACAAAACAUCAUAAUCUGGUUUCCUUAUUUAAAGUUAUUCGAUACGGCAUUAGAUAAAUUACCAACUGUCAAAGAUAGUGUAUGGAGAGGUAUUUCUCUUGAUAUUGGAAAGAAUUUUACCAAAGAUCAAUUUUUAACAUGGUGGACGGUAAGUUCUUGUUCAUCUUCAGUUAGUGUUAUUGCAAAAUUUCUUGGAAAUGAUAAAUCUGCAACUCUUUUCAUAAUUGAAACUGUUAAUGGAAAAAGAGUGUCUGGCUACACAGCAUAUGAAGGUGAAGAUGAAGUUAUUCUAAGAAUUGGAACAGAACUUCGUGUUAAAAGUGAUCCACUAAAACAAUCUAAUCAAACACAUAUUGUGCAUUUAAUGGAAAUUGAUGAUGAGAACCGAUGGAAAUCGCUUGAGGAAAAUCUUAUUGCCGCAACAAUCCCAUCAAAGCAAGAAGCAUCGAAAACAAGCGUCCAUGAAACUAAUACUUCGAAAGGGAAUAACUUGGACAAAUUCGAAAAUGACAUGGAUAAACUGCGUAAAGAAGUAGGAGGCAACACAGGAGUACCCUUCGUGGACUUGAGUGACAUAAACGGUUACAAGCGAGUAGCAUGGGCUACAAAUGCUCCAGAAUGGCGAACUGCUGUUUAUGGAAUAAAUCUCGAAGGUUUCUGCAGCAAUACCACAUGUAAAGCGUAUGAUCAACGCGUCAUAAUCGGGAUCGGUAUGAAGACAUUUGAUCUUCUCGGUGAUGCAGAUGCGUCUACUACUAAAUGCCCCAUAUGUCAACAAUAUGUAGAAGCGACUACGUGCGGUUUCAGCAAUUGUUAUUGGCGGUGGGAGGGUGUCAAGCAGUUACCUCGGCAGCCACCGACUCGAUGUUCGAAUGACUGGACGGUAGCAGACAAUGCCUAUCAUUACUUUGACCAAACACUUAAAGGAACUGCAACAACAAGCGGUACAGCGAUAUGGCGCAAGCUAACGAUAGAAGCCAAACCACUGAAAAACUAG